UUAGUAUCUUCUUUAUCGCUUAAAAGCAGAAAGUACUACUAAGUGAUAAAAACGCUGCGUUUUGUGUUUGGAGAUCCGUCGGUCGGAAAGUAACAUCUUUAUACUACCGAAUUUGUUCGUUUCUCCGACAAACUCAAGAGAGAGAGAGUUACAGAUGGAGAAGGAGACAGUCAAAACCGAGAAAGUGAAACCUGAGAAGGAGCUCUGUGACGGUGAAGAUGAAAGAUUGAGUCAACUGAGAGAGGAAGAAUCACUUGGGACUAUCGGUGAGGAUUUGGAGGAUGUACAUGACGAGGUUGUACGAGAAAUCCUAGCUAAGGAUCAAGGUGAAGAUGUUCCAGAAAAUUCACUAGUGGAACCAAAUGAUCAAGAUGUAAGAGAGGUGAAGGAGAAGGAAGAUGUUGUAAGUGUGGUUGUGGACACAUCUCCUGUGUUAACUGCAUCAUCAAACACAUCAGUGGUGGAGCCGUCUCUAUCUUCAGAUGCUUCAGCUGCACAAGGUCAAAAUUCUGAUUCUGGAGUGGUCAACAACUUGUUUGUUUCUCCUGUUCUGAAGACAGAUAGCGGCAAGGAAGAGACUGUAAGGGAGGUGAAAGCAUCUCCUGCUUUGACUCCAUCAGUGGUGGAGCCAUCUUUACCUUCGGAUCCUUCAGCUUCCCAAAGUCAAGCUCUACCACUGGUAGAGCAAAAAUCUGAUUCUGGUGUGGUUAACAACUUGUCUGUUUCUCCGGUUCUGAGGACAGAUGGCGUCAAGGAAGAUGUUGUAAGUGGGAUUGUGUCAGUUGAUGACGUGGCAGUAGAAAACCGUGAGGUGCAAGCAUCUCCUGGUCUGUCUAAAUCGUCAGACCCAUCAGUGGUGGAGCCAUCUCUACCUUCUGAUCCUUCAGCUGCCAAAAGUCAAGAGCAGAAAUCUGAUUCUCCGGUUCAUAUGACAGAUAGCUGCAAGGAAGAUGUUGUAAGUGAGGUUGCACCUGUUGAUGAAGUUGUAGUAGAAAACCAUGAGAUGGAGACAUCUCCUGCUGUGUCUGCAUCGUCAGACAUAUCAGUGGUGAAGCCAUCUCUACCUUCGGUUCCUUCAGCUGCCAAAGGGCAAGGUCUAUCACUACUACAAAAAAGUUAUGACUCUCGGGUGGUCAGGAACUUGUCUGUUUCUCCUCUUCUGAGGACACCGCCACGUGAUGGUUACAAUUGGAGAAAAUAUGGGCAGAAGCAGGUCAAGAGUCCCAAAGGAUCAAGGAGCUACUAUAGAUGUACCUAUUCUGAAUGUUGUGCUAAAAAAAUCGAAUGCUCCAACGAAUCAGGAAACAUGGUAGAGAUUGUUAACAAAGGUUUGCAUAGUCAUGAACCUCCUCAGAAGAGUAGCUUCUCCCCAAGAGGGAUAAAGGCUGCAUCAGCUAUUACACCAGUUUCAGAGGAUGAUACAGUUGUAGCAAGAGUCCCUCCGCCUCCUUCAACUAAAGAACACAUAUGUCAGUCGGCAACAAACGUUGAACGGAAGAGAAACUGUGAGAGUGAAGCUGUGGAGGAACCAGAGCCAAAACGGAGACUGAAAAAGGAGGAUAACACACAAAGUUCAGAUUCUAUCUCCAAACAUGGAAAGAAACAUAAACACGUAGUACACGCAGCUGGUGAUGUUGAGAUCUCUGGUGAUGGAUACAGAUGGCGUAAAUACGGGCAAAAAAUGGUGAAAGGGAAUCCUAAUCCAAGGAAUUACUAUCGAUGCACUUCUGCUGGUUGUCCUGUCCGGAAACACAUCGAGACAGCAGCAGAGAACACAAGAGCUGUUAUAAUCACUUACAAAGGAGAACAUAACCACGACACACCGGUGCCAAAGAAGCGGCAUGAUGCUCAUAGCUCAGUGCUCUUAUCCCCAGCAUCAAAGAGAAAUAGGUUGGAAGAUCAGGUGAACAUUCCUUCUUCAUCAAGCCAGUGUUCGGUGGGACGAGAAAGUGAGAAGCAGAGCAGUGAAGUAUUGGAUGUUGUUGGUGGCUUGAAAGUGUGAUGGAAUAGGCUUUGGAUUCGAAAAUAAAGCAAUGCUGAUUUGUAUGUAAUUUAUAAGGUAGAGUUGAUCGACUGACUCUAUUUUCAGUCUCCUUGUUCUGGUUAUAUAAUAAAACAAAACUAAACUCAUGAAGUUGUUUAUUAACCUAUUAUUAAGAAUAAUAAUCAGGUUUUGUGUUUAAUAAUAAUUUAAAUGUUAAUCUUCUAUCU
Molecule: messenger RNA, 2211 nt
Organism: Eruca vesicaria subsp. sativa (arugula)
Lineage: Eukaryota; Viridiplantae; Streptophyta; Magnoliopsida; Brassicales; Brassicaceae
Source: the annotation of a GenBank genome assembly